AUGUCCGACGGCCUGUUGAAGCCCGAGAAGGACUUCUCCAAGGACGCCGACAAGCUUAUCCCGGAAGCAGAGGCCCUCGCAAAGUCUGAUGUCCAGGGUGCGAUCGACAAGUUGCUGGUGUUGGAGAAACAAGCACGCCAGGCCUCAGAUCUCGCCACUACAUCCCGUCUCCUGAUCGCCAUCGUUACCAUUAGCAAGAACUCCGGCGACUGGAACCUGCUUAAUGACCAAGUGCUCCUCCUCUCCAAGAAACAUGCCCAGCUCAAACAGGCGACGACGCGGAUGGUGCAGGCGGUGAUGAAGUUCCUGGAUGAUACUCCCAACAUGGAUGUGAAGCUCUCCGUGAUUGAGACCCUCCGAACGGUAACCGAAGGAAAGAUUUUCGUCGAAGUUGAGCGCGCUCGUGUGACCCGGAUCUUGUCGAAUAUCAAGAAAUCGCAGGGCGACCUCAAUGCCGCAGCUGACAUCCUUUGCGAGCUGCAAGUGGAGACAUUCGGAUCGAUGACCCGAAGGGAAAAGACCGAAUUUAUCCUAGAGCAAGUUGGAUUAUGUAUUGAGCGGGGAGACUGGACACAGGCCUCAAUCCUCAUUCGCAAGAUCAACAAGCGGUAUUUCAACCGCAAACCAAAGAAGAGUGCCGAGGAGAUCGAGAAGCUCAAGAAGCAGGCAGAGGAACGAGAGAAGACCCGUGGCCCUGAUGAGCCUCCGAUGGAGGUGGAUGAUGAUGUGACCGAUCUCAAGCUGCGUUACUAUGACCAGCAGAUUAUCCUCGCCAACCACGACUACAAAUAUCUCGAUGUUUGCAAGCACUAUAGAGAAGUCCUGGAUACCGAGGCUGUGGAGAAAAACCCAACCCAGCUGAGUGCGUCCCUGGCGCGCAUCGUCUAUUAUAUCGUCCUGUCCCCGUACGACAAUGAGCAGUCAGAUCUGCUUCACCGCAUCCAACAAGACUCCCGACUGUCUCAGGUUCCCGAGGAGGCACGAUUGCUGAAGCUUUUUACCAUCCCUGAGCUGAUGCGUUGGCCCAUGGUCGCGGAGCAGUUCGGUCCGCAUCUCUGCGGAACUGAUGUCUUUGAUUCUCAGGCUCAACAGUCCACAGAGAACCAGGCGCAUCGACGGUGGGAAGACCUUCGGAAGCGGGUUAUUGAGCACAAUGUGCGCGUGGUGGCUAAGUACUACACCCGUAUCCAGAUGGGUCGGUUGACCCAGCUUCUGGACCUAACCGAGGAAGAGACGGAGAAGUACAUCAGCGAGCUGGUCACUUCCAAGACCAUCUAUGCCAAGAUUGACCGACCCGCACGACUUGUCAAUUUCGCCAAGCCCCGGGAUGCGGACGAUGUGCUCAACGAGUGGAGCAGUGAUAUGAAGAGCCUUCUUGGUCUUCUGGAGCGAAUCGAUCAUCUGAUCACCAAGGAGGAGAUGAUGGCUCGUAUCCUGCCAUCUCGUGGAGAUAAGGCCAAGGCCCGUUAA
Penicillium macrosclerotiorum is the source of this 1470-nucleotide messenger RNA. Its product is annotated as proteasome regulatory particle lid subunit RPN5. The coding region runs from base 1 to 1470 and encodes 489 amino acids. The record is from RefSeq and is a predicted model, not a curated record. Gene Ontology annotation, cellular component: nuclear proteasome complex; cytoplasm; proteasome regulatory particle, lid subcomplex. Lineage: Eukaryota; Fungi; Ascomycota; Eurotiomycetes; Eurotiales; Aspergillaceae. The transcript is spliced from 5 exons.